Salmo salar (Atlantic salmon) is the source of this 1090-nucleotide messenger RNA. RefSeq names its product adenylate kinase 1-2. Gene Ontology annotation, biological process: ATP metabolic process; nucleoside triphosphate biosynthetic process. Gene Ontology annotation, cellular component: cytoplasm. The record is from RefSeq and is marked provisional. Gene Ontology annotation, molecular function: ATP binding; nucleoside diphosphate kinase activity; AMP kinase activity. NCBI's taxonomy places the organism in Eukaryota, Metazoa, Chordata, Actinopteri, Salmoniformes, Salmonidae.
GGACACUGCUCAGACACACACAGGAUACAGGGACAGUCACACUGGUGGACAGAUCUGCACCGUUACAGAGAGUCUUCUAUUUCAGUUAAAAGGAACCACCCUUACAUAACAGAUCAAGAUGGCAGACAAAAUCAAGGACGCAAAGAUCAUCUUUGUUGUGGGCGGGCCUGGCUCUGGCAAGGGCACCCAGUGUGAGAAGGUGGUGGCCAAGUAUGGCUACACCCACCUGUCCUCCGGGGACCUGCUGCGUGCUGAGGUGGCCUCCGGCUCUGAGAGGGGCAAGACCCUCCAGGCCAUCAUGCAGAAGGGAGAGCUCGUACCCCUGGACACAGUCUUGGACAUGAUCAAGGAUGCCAUGAUCGCUAAGGUUGACGUGUCCAAGGGCUUCCUUAUUGAUGGCUACCCCCGUGAGGUCAAACAAGGCGAGGAGUUCGAGAAGAAGAUCGGAGCCCCCUGCCUGCUGCUGUACAUUGACGCCAAGGGUGAGACCAUGGUCAAGAGGCUGAUGAAGCGCGGUGAGACCAGCGGCCGAUCUGACGACAAUGAGGAGACCAUUAAGAAGCGCCUGGACCUGUACUACAAAGCCACCGAGCCAGUCAUCGCCUUCUACUCCAGCCGCGGCAUCGUCAGGAAGAUCGACUCCGAACUGCCUGUGGAUGAAGUCUUCGGACACGUUGCCAAAGCUAUCGAUGGCCUGAAGUAAAAAGCAAACAUGACUGGAUCUAAAUUUAUUUUUUGUUAUUUUUUUCUAAAUGUCCAUCUUAUGCUGAAAAAAGCAACAACUUGCUGAGCCACCUUGGUUAUAAUGAAAGGCCAUUAAAGAACAGUGAUGCCUUAAUUCAACACUGUACUUCUCCUUCAGCAAUAAUCUCUUGUUACAGUUCACCAACCACAACCGACACCCAUAUACGGCCAUAUUUACAAGAAUGUCAUAACUUCCUGAGAGUCUACUGUUCACUUCCUGUUUGCCUGCCAUGUCUUGUCCACACUUACAGUACAGUGUGUUUGUGUGUAUGUAUUGUGUGUGUGUGUGGUUUUCUAAAAACCACACCUGUUCCUCUGUCUCAUUAAAACAUCACCUUCAAACUAA